Messenger RNA from Oldenlandia corymbosa var. corymbosa, 714 nucleotides. NCBI's taxonomy places the organism in Eukaryota, Viridiplantae, Streptophyta, Magnoliopsida, Gentianales, Rubiaceae. The record is from the annotation of a GenBank genome assembly.
AUGACGAAUUCACUCAGAAAAAUGGUGAAUGAUGUACGGAAUAAUGCGGGGGGCCGCAAGAAGACUAAUACAGCAGACUCAAAAGAUUCAUCUCGGAGUGAUGAUACUCCUAAAGAAGAAGAAAAGAAGCCCGAAGUCGAAGCAAAAAGUCCCAAGAAGACUAAUACAGCUAACUCAAAAGAUUCCUCCCGCAGUGAUGCUCGUAAAGAAGAAGAAAAGAAGCUGGAAGUCGAAGCAAAAGGUCCUUCCAAUCCACCUGAUUCCUCCAAGAUCCAAGGGUCGUCGUUAUAUGGUCUUGUUCUUCCUGAUGAGCAUUCAAAUAAGACUCUGUAUCUUCGUGAUGCUUCCGGAGUUGAAUUCCGAGAAGGGCUUCGGGAAAUCCCCCCACCGCCGGCGACAAGAGUUCCGAUUGCACUUCCGAGACGCGGAGGCGAUGUUUUAUGGACGUCCGAAUAUGAUCAGAGACUCGUGCAGUUGGUAGGAAACCAUCCGGGUCAGGUAGAAACCGUAUCUCUUAGGAUGGGCGUCGAAGCUUCGGCCUGCAUUUCAAGGCUAAAUCAACUAACAGGGUCAAAUAUUGCGGGGGUGAAAGACAGGAGACGGAGCUCAAAAUUGGCAACUGACAAAUUUAGAAAAAGGUAUAAAGAAAAGAAAAAGAGGUUAGUUCAGCCUAAAAAGCGAAAACUCCGUCUUCAACUGGAAGACAGUAAAUGA